Molecule: messenger RNA, 3141 nt
Organism: Canis lupus familiaris (dog)
Lineage: Eukaryota; Metazoa; Chordata; Mammalia; Carnivora; Canidae
Gene: EZH2
Product: enhancer of zeste 2 polycomb repressive complex 2 subunit
Exons: 22
Coding region: 329-2872 (847 amino acids)
Biological process (GO): chromatin remodeling
Molecular function (GO): histone H3K27 methyltransferase activity; protein binding
Source: RefSeq, a predicted model, not a curated record
GUGCAGACAUGGGAUGCACACCUCUUCACCAAGCACAUAAGAUGCGCAUCUUACAGAGAUGAGCCAGGGUCACAUCCGUCUUGCCCCACAUCCCUGCUCCAGGGUUCGGCAGGUGCGGGCGGGGCCCAGGGGUGCUGCUGCCAGGGCCCAGGAAUUUGUCAGGGCAGUAGAUGCACUAGUUGUGAUUAGUCUGUGAGCUAAUGAAGCAAGAUAAUCCCUUUUUAUCUGAUGGUUCUCCCUGCUAGUUCCUAGGCCUUUGAAGCACUACACGGCUGAAAAGAAUUUGCAUAGAAUUACUUGAGCUCCUCUGUUAAGUAGCAGAAUAAUCAUGGGCCAGACUGGGAAGAAAUCUGAGAAGGGACCUGUUUGUUGGCGCAAGCGUGUAAAAUCAGAGUACAUGCGGCUGCGGCAGCUCAAGAGGUUCAGGCGGGCUGACGAAGUUAAGAGUAUGUUUAGUUCCAAUCGUCAGAAAAUUUUGGAAAGAACGGAAAUCUUAAACCAAGAAUGGAAACAGCGAAGGAUACAGCCUGUGCACAUCCUGACUUCUGUGAGCUCAUUGCGCGGGACCAGGGAGUUGGACUUCACCCUUCUGAUGUCAAAGAUUGUUCAGAGACCAGAUGGCCAUAGCUCUUUUUCCUUUGGGAUGUCCCACUGUAACAUGGGGAGUCGUACCAACCUCCUAGGCCAUUCACCUGCUCUUCCCUCUACGAUUUUCCAUAACACAGUUUUUACUUGGAACCAGCCUUCUGCCAAGAGUCUCAGUUUGGUUGUGUACUCCUACAACUACUAUUUUUGGCUUGACUUCCCUCUCCAGCUCCCAGUGGUCCAGCCACACAGUCGCCUAUUGUACCAGCUGGUUGAUUGUUCAGUGACCAGUGACUUGGAUUUUCCAACACAAGUCAUCCCAUUAAAGACUCUGAAUGCGGUUGCUUCAGUACCCAUAAUGUAUUCUUGGUCUCCCCUUCAGCAGAAUUUUAUGGUGGAAGAUGAAACUGUUUUACAUAACAUUCCGUAUAUGGGGGAUGAAGUUUUAGAUCAGGAUGGGACUUUCAUUGAAGAACUAAUAAAAAAUUAUGAUGGAAAAGUACAUGGGGAUAGAGAAUGUGGGUUUAUAAAUGAUGAAAUUUUUGUGGAGUUGGUGAAUGCUCUUGGUCAAUACAAUGAUGAUGAUGAUGAUGAUGAUGGAGAUGAUCCUGAUGAAAGAGAAGAAAAACAGAAAGAUCUAGAGGAGAACAGAGAUGAUAAAGAAAGCCGCCCACCUCGGAAAUUUCCUUCUGAUAAAAUUUUUGAAGCCAUUUCCUCAAUGUUUCCAGAUAAGGGCACAGCAGAAGAACUAAAGGAAAAGUAUAAAGAGCUCACCGAGCAGCAGCUCCCAGGUGCGCUUCCUCCUGAAUGUACCCCGAACAUCGAUGGACCAAAUGCUAAAUCUGUUCAGAGGGAGCAAAGCUUGCAUUCAUUUCAUACGCUUUUCUGUAGGCGAUGUUUUAAAUAUGACUGCUUCCUACAUCGUAAGUGCAGUUAUUCAUUUCAUGCAACACCCAAUACUUACAAGCGGAAGAACACAGAAACCGCUCUAGACAACAAACCUUGUGGACCACAGUGUUACCAGCACUUGGAGGGAGCAAAGGAGUUUGCGGCUGCCCUCACUGCCGAGCGCAUCAAGACCCCGCCCAAGCGGCCCGGCGGCCGCAGGAGAGGCCGGCUUCCCAACAAUAGCAGCCGGCCCAGCACCCCCACCAUUAAUGUGCUGGAGUCCAAGGACACGGACAGUGACAGGGAAGCGGGGACUGAGACGGGCGGGGAGAACAACGAUAAGGAGGAGGAGGAGAAGAAGGACGAGACCUCCAGCUCCUCGGAAGCAAAUUCUCGGUGUCAAACGCCAAUAAAGAUGAAGCCAAACAUUGAGCCUCCCGAGAACGUGGAGUGGAGCGGCGCUGAGGCCUCCAUGUUCCGGGUGCUCAUCGGUACCUACUAUGACAAUUUCUGUGCCAUUGCCAGGCUCAUCGGGACCAAGACUUGUCGGCAGGUGUAUGAGUUCCGUGUCAAAGAAUCGAGUAUCAUUGCUCCAGCCCCGGCCGAGGACGUGGACACCCCCCCAAGGAAGAAGAAGAGGAAACACCGGUUGUGGGCGGCACACUGCAGAAAGAUACAGCUGAAAAAGGACGGCUCCUCUAACCACGUUUACAACUAUCAACCCUGUGACCAUCCACGGCAGCCUUGUGACAGUUCGUGCCCUUGUGUGAUAGCACAAAAUUUUUGUGAGAAGUUUUGUCAAUGUAGCUCAGAGUGUCAAAACCGCUUUCCUGGGUGCCGCUGCAAAGCGCAGUGCAACACGAAGCAGUGCCCGUGCUACCUGGCCGUGCGCGAGUGCGACCCCGACCUGUGCCUCACGUGCGGCGCCGCCGACCACUGGGACAGCAAGAACGUGUCCUGCAAGAACUGCAGCAUCCAGCGCGGCUCCAAGAAGCACUUGCUGCUGGCACCGUCUGACGUGGCAGGCUGGGGGAUUUUCAUCAAAGACCCUGUGCAGAAAAAUGAAUUCAUCUCGGAGUACUGUGGAGAGAUUAUUUCUCAAGAUGAAGCAGACAGAAGAGGGAAAGUCUACGAUAAAUACAUGUGCAGCUUUCUCUUCAACUUGAACAAUGAUUUUGUGGUGGAUGCAACCCGCAAGGGUAACAAAAUUCGUUUUGCAAAUCACUCAGUAAAUCCAAACUGCUAUGCAAAAGUUAUGAUGGUUAACGGCGAUCACAGGAUAGGGAUUUUUGCUAAGAGAGCCAUCCAGACCGGUGAAGAGCUGUUUUUUGAUUACAGAUACAGCCAGGCUGAUGCCCUGAAGUACGUGGGCAUCGAAAGAGAGAUGGAAAUCCCUUGACGUCUGCUACCUCUUCCUCCCCCUCCUCCUUUCUGGAACAGCUGCCUUAGCUUCAGGAACCUCGAGUACUGUGGGCAAUUUAGAAAAAUAAAAUGCAGUUUGAAAUUCUGAAUUUGCAAAGUACUGUAAGAAUAAUUUAUAGUAAUGAGUUUAAAAAUCCACUUUUUAUUGCCUUCUCACCAGCUGCAAAGUGUUUUGUACCAGUGAAUUUUUGCAAUAAUGCAGUAUGGUACAUUUUUCAACUUUGAAUAAAGAAUACUUGAACUUCC